Molecule: messenger RNA, 6027 nt
Organism: Porites evermanni
Lineage: Eukaryota; Metazoa; Cnidaria; Anthozoa; Scleractinia; Poritidae
Source: the annotation of a GenBank genome assembly
AUGGGUUUGUGCUGUAAGUGCCGUAUAGAACUACGUAGUACUGAUAUACCAUGGAAACCAUAUUGCCGAGGGUAAGCUUUAUUUUUUUUCGUAUGUACAACAGGUUUUCGUGCUUUCACACGGGACUUAACUAAUAAAACUUAUAGCCUUUCACUAUAAAAAGGACGGGUGCAAUCACCAAAUGACGUAAUACUAGAGAUUUAAAACUAGACAUUGAUUUUCACCACAUCACAAAAGCGAACAAACAAUAGUUCUCGCAGGACUAAGACGACGUUUCGGCGUCGUCAUGACAUGUUCAACGAGCCCAAUUGCGAUAAAACGACCUUUUAAAGAUAGGCAACAGGUUUUUAGUACUUUUGGAUAUGCCUUAAUUACUAUCUUCGCUUGGAGCUGGCCAGAACGCCUCUAGGUCAGGAAUUUUUGGGGGACUUUGCUUCUUUUUUUCAGCACGACAGUGUACGAAAUUUUAUUCUCUCUCUUGUUCAUUGCUGUGUUUGACAUUUCCUUAUGUUCUCGCUCAAAAUAACUAAAACUUGAGGAUUCUGGUCGAAGCCAAGGUAGCUAACUAAAACGAGGAAUAACAAGGGUCCUUAGCGGCUGGGAUAUAUUAUGCAAUAAUUAAAGACCUUGAGGUACUUGUGAUGAACUCUGGAAAAGGCCUUCGCGAUAUUAUUAUUGUCACCCCACGUUACAUGUGACUGGCGGUAGUCUGUUGCGGAAUUCGUAUAACCCCGCUCUAAGGUUCAAACAAAUCAAAAAGACUGUAUCUUUCGAUGUAACAACACGAUAUGAGAAUUGUACAUCGUAAUAGAUUGUUGGAUUGGAUUGAAUCCAAUGCAACAAUCAGUUGCGAUGUACAAAUCUCAUGUUCAACGAUCACGGACUAGAACUAAAACUAACAGUGCAUUCUGAAUAUACAGAGGGCUUUCUACUAUCCUUGCGUAAGGCAGUAUUUUUACAUUAAUCACAUGUACAGUAAAAGUUCCCAUUGUAAUGUUUCUAAAUUGAGUGACUAUUACAAAAUCGCAGGUUCUUUCACCUUAUUUGGCCUAGGAAAAUGCAUGCAGUUACAUCAUUUUAUAUUAUAAAUAUACUCGGACUUUGUCUACAUUAUUCUGAAAUUUCAUGUCACGAAAUCUAACUUCUUUUCGCUACAGAUGUAAAUUUCUAAUUAAUAUUUAAUCACAAAAAUAAUCAAGUUAAGCAUCGCAUUUUUCUUUCCCGACAUAGUCGACUUAGUUCGAGUGACCUUGAAAUAAGACUACGCCAAGAUAAAGAAUUGAAAAUUGAAUUCCUAUUCCGAUAUGAAUUAAGUAUCAGUCGCAUUUACAUCUCUUCUCCGCAUUAAAGAAAAGUAAUUAACCAAUUCGCUCAAUGUAAGGUAAAACGGAUUCCGGAAUCCAAGUUCCACUGACAAGGAGUACAAGGGAAUGCAUUACCUACAAUCCGGAAAUCCACAGCGUGGAAUCCAGAAUCCACGGGGACUUUCCAUUUGUCAGAACUGGCCCGCCGGACCUCCGGGCCGGACCAUUGCCCGACCAGUCAGUUCGAAAAUGAAAUGGGUUUUUUCCAAGAGUUUUUGCUGAAGAACCAUCUCCCUCGUGCAUACUAUUUAGGAUUUGACUGAUCUGGCUUGAUAGUUUUGAUUAAAAGGGAGAUUUUCAUUUGCGACGGGAAUGGUCUGGCCGGUCCAGUUCUGACAAAACGGAAAGCGCCCCAAGACUGACUUGGAUUUUGUUAUCUCCACCGGUAAGAAACGCUGUAUUGGCAAACUUAAGUUAUGGUGUAUGUCGUUCUCUUAAAAUUGUGAUUUGUGUUCAGCAUUGGGCAAAUUGAUAUUUACAGAUUUACUCCUUUUUUGCAGAUGUUAUCAAAGAGCGUUUCCAUUUUGUGACCACUGUAAAAAUCCUCUCCACAAGGGACAGGAAUUAAUAGGGAAUUACCACAAGUUUCCGUAAGUGUAUCGCUAAGCUUCAUGAACUUUACCGAAUGUAGCCAUGGAAAGAUAGGAAGAAAGAUGGGUACUAAAAGUCAUUAGGGUACAUGCUAGAUAGAAUCUAGUGAGCGCAGGGAGGCGAAGAGGUGUCAUAUGGAGAUAAAUGUGUACGGCUAUAAAGAACUGCAUAGGAAACCAGCAAUAUGAAUGAUAACGAUGAUGAAUAUCUGAAUUUCAUAUUAACGCGAAGUGAAGAAACAAAUGCAAAGAAUAAAUGCACCUUCUUUGCAUUUAUUUCUUUAUUCCGCGGUUCCAAUAUAUGAAAUUCAUAUAUUCAUCAUUAUUUCAUCUUCAUCUUUGCCGGCUAUACUACGAGACAAUUUCAUGACCAGCUGCCAGCGAGAGCUAACGCGACACCGGUAUCGUAGACGUCAGGACUCGAAUCCCGGCAAGCCUGACUUUUUUCAGGCUUUCUUUCCGUAACUUAUGAUAGGUUGCGUCUUUGACUGCGAGGAUCUUCUUUGCAUUUAUAAAUGAUCAUUAUAAGUGAUUUAGUGUGGUUAGUUUGUAAUUAAUCAAGCCUGUUGUUGAUUUGAUCAUUGUUAGAUGCUACAGUCUGGAGACAAAGAAAUGCUGUGAAUGUUUCGCCGACGUUAAACGUGAGCACGGAGAUGGAAUUUACUGCCCAAAGUAGGUGUCAGAGUUUUCGAUGAAUAAAUAGAUCGUGGGACAUAGGGAUUCGCUCUCUUAGAUCAUUCUCUCUUAAUACUUUGAAAAUGGCUAUCCUUCAUUACUGAGCUAAUCAUAAGAGAACUACAGGGAUUUUGUCAGUUGAGUUGGUAAGGUAAUUAAAAUUGUCCACCGUUUGUGUAGCCAUUUAUCAUCACUCUGACUACAGUAUAGUGUAAGGGGUCAGCGCUGGAAGUAUGGUAAGCCUUUGUUUUUUCAGUUUUGCUUUCCAAGCGUGUUCGCGUAAGGAGUCUUUGAUUGUAGGUAUCCUGUUCAAGUUACCAAGAAAUGUUAUUUAAAACAAAAAUAUAUAAUAGACAUAAAUUAAUAUUUUGCCGGCAUGAAACGAGGAACUGUCUUAGAGUGCUGAGCACGAGGUAUCGCGGUUUGGUGUUUGAAACGGUUACCGUUUUGCUAUUUGUGUCAUUCUACCGUCAGCCUUAUCGAGUUAAUAUGUUUUGUUAAAUUAAGUUUUCAGUUUGUUCUAUUAGGUCGAUUUACGUUUUCCCGCUGUACUAUAGCGUAUACUUCUUAGCUGCUUUUAUGAUCGUUUCGCUUUCCGUUUUCUAUGCAUGUUAUUACGGCUCCAGUUUCACUCAGAUUGGCUUUUUACCCCAAAGGCGACAGACCCCAUAGCACAGGUGGGGAGUACUCAGUCUUAAUUUUUCCAAUGGGACAGAGUAAAGUGAAGACUGUGGACUGACUGCGGACCAUUGUUUUUAGGGUUAGAAAACAAUGUGACUAUUGUUGUCACGUUCUCAUUGCACGGUGAAAAUAACAGUGCGCAGUUUGCGUUUUACACUAACCGUUUUUCCAAUAGUUGAUUUUUUUUUCUAGUUUACGUGUCCGGUUGUGACGUAUUUAUAGUCAUUCAUAUCAGUUAAUCAAAUGAAGGGUGCAUGAACCUGGCUGACCAGCGUGCCUAUAUCUUUAGCGUUGUUAGUGUAUUUAGUCGAGUAGUAGAGGCAAAAUAACCAAUACCCGAGGGUCAACCCGAGGGUCAACCCGAGGGUCAACUCGAGGGUCAACCCGAGGGUAGAUAGCUUCCUGCUGGUUUUCGUUUUAGGCAGAAAUAUGAAUUGGUAGCAACUGUUCUCUUAUUAAGAGAACCGUUGACAGUAUUAUCAAAAGGUUUGCACUCUAAAUAUGGAGCAUUGAGAUAUCGGGUAAGAUGUGUCAAAAGUUGGUAUUAACGUUAAGUUUAUAAUCACUUAUUAUCGGUUAACUUUCGAACGUCCAUCGCGGUAUCACUGCGCAAUUUUAAUUCCCUUAGUGACAGCAAUCGAUUAAUAUUGAUUAAUCCUUUGCAGGUGCUACGAUGUAAAAAACGCACCUCCCCUUAAAAUGCACUUCAAGUACAAAGACAACGAAUUUAGUCUGCACUCAAGAGACGACAGCGUGAUAGACGCCCUCAAUCUGUUUACAGACAGACUGUACAAUGCGUUGCAGACGAGUAUGACUCCACGUGUAGUCCAGGAGCCAACACCUAAAGAUGAUCGACAAAGCAGCUACUGGAGCUAUACCAGAUCAUGGUUAGAAUACCCUGUCAAGGGAGUGAAAAAUUUUGUCGGUAAAAAAAUUCUCUCCUUGGAAUGAGGCAAGCCUAUACAGCUUACAAGCCUAGCUUUCCAGGUUUUUGCGACUUGUGAAUAAGCCAAGACUCUGCUUUUAGCAAUCUACGACAUCGUGCUAAAAAUGCUCGAAACUAAAGAUUUACAAAAUAUUUAAAUUAGUACAUGUAGCAAUUAGAUAUAAGAGGAUCUCGACCUUAUUUUUUGGGCUAUGGUUAUUUAUGUGAUUUCACUGAUGCUAAAACAACACUGAGUCCACGCGGUAGUCACGAAGCUCUCUUAAACCUCCAGUUUUAUUGGGUCUACAUACCAUGUUUAAACGUUCGGGCCCAUUUUUUUUGUUCUGUUUUGUUUAUUGCAGUAUUAGUGCUACUGGAGCCAAUUCAGUGUGAAGAGGCAUGCGGCCGAGAGCUUCGUUGACGCCCCGCAAGUCGGGUGCCAGUGUUGUGCUUCAAUACAGUUUUACUCAAAUUUACGGGCAGCGCUUAAAAAGCUCUUGAACGUUUUGAACUAGAGAUUAGCAUUGCUGUAGUUGUUAGCUGCGUUAGAUGCCUACUGAAGCUGAAAUGUUUAAGAAAUACGCUUCGACACAUAAUUGCUCAAAGGGGCAAUUUACUGUGCUGUAUCGUUAAGCGCAGGGGAGGGAACUCCAAUAUUUAAGCUGUAUACGAGGCAUAUGCCACGGGAUAGAAAAUGCUUUGAGGUGCUCAGACCUUGACUAAGGGAUCCUUUUUGCUUUGUGAUCCUUCAAUAGGAUUCCUUUAAACUGUACUUUCAAAAUCACAGGACAUAAACCUUUUAAAAAACGGAAGUAACCGUUCUGUAUGUACAAGCAAAACGCCAGUAGAAAACUAUGUCCCUGUUUCGAAAACGAAACGGAAUAGAACCGGUUUAAACAAUAUUAUGCUUAGCCAGAUUUUCCUUCAUGUGGGUGUCAUUUUUCGCUGGAUUUGGACAUCAAAAAGGACUUAAUUUUUCUGAUUACUUCCUUUAAAUAGGGUCAGGGCUUAAGAGCCUUCGGGGCACUAGCUUCCCCAGUCAAGGGGGAAUAAACGUAAACUCUGAAAGAAAUUAAAGCUUCUCAGAGGUCUGUAGCCAGUUUAACAGGGGACUUUUUCGAGCAUCCUAAUGUACCAAAGUACUUGUACUCUUUUUCUUUAGGGAGCUGAAUACGUGUGACAAAUAUACAAUUUUGCCUCGUUACCAGAAAUCAAUGUCAGGCAUUAAAGGUCUUAAGAACAACAGAUUUGAUACCAAAGAGAAAUUUCUUUAUUUCAUUAAAAUCCCUCUAAUCAGUAGCAUGAAAAAACUGGUGAGCAGUGUCAAGAAAACAUGCGACUUGAUUUAGAGCGAAAUAUUAUGAUACCAAGUAUCAAACAUUACUUUUUUGGAAUAGGCAUUUGCUAUUGAUUUCCUUUUAUUCUCUUUGUAAAUUCAUGUAAAGUGUCAUUUAAGUGUAAUAUAAAAUGCUUUUUUUCCUUCCUUCUUAAAACUAGAAGUUGCGUCUUUUUUACUGAACAAUAAAAAAGAAAAAAGUUAUUUGAAACUGGAUUCAGAGGCGACAAAUUUUCAUGAAUUCUAGUGUUUGUAUUAAAAGUGUGUUGACUAUUUAUUUUACGGCAUUCUCAGCCGGAAGUGCCUUAGAUACAUGUCCCAAAAAGAAUUAUAACAGAUUGAGACCCCUGCUUGCUGACAUCAACAGUAACAAGUAAAUCAAAUUAAUAAAUAUACUUAAAAUUGUUUGGUGAUUUACAUGAUCCCUUUGCUUACUCUAUUGCUUUAAAUUAUACA